Molecule: messenger RNA, 1572 nt
Organism: Panicum virgatum (switchgrass)
Lineage: Eukaryota; Viridiplantae; Streptophyta; Magnoliopsida; Poales; Poaceae
Product: structural maintenance of chromosomes protein 4-like
Exons: 10
Coding region: 475-1335 (286 amino acids)
Biological process (GO): mitotic chromosome condensation
Source: RefSeq, a predicted model, not a curated record
ACGGAAGCCUCGCGCCGUUUCAAUUUCCCUCCCAAACUUCCCCCAAAUCCGCGCUCCCUCGCAACCAUUUCAACUUUCCCCGCACCGGCCCGGCCGCCUCGGUUCCGCCUCCGAGCACGCCGAGGGAGCGCGGGGCGGCGGGCGCCGUCAGCUGGGCGGGUGACCUCGGGCCUCGCCGCUGUCCGGCGGCGGCGCGCGGCGCUCGGGAACCUCGCUCGCUGCUGCAUUUUCGAUGCGAGAUGGCCAUGGAGACCUCCCCGCCGCAGUCGCCGGCGCGGACGCCGGUUAGGGCGGCGAGGCCGCGGCUGCUCAUCAAGGAGAUGGUCCUCCGCAACUUCAAGUCCUACGCCGGAGAGCAGCGCAUCGGCCCUUUCCACAAGAUGAUAGACAACCAUAAGGUUGAGCUUGACAAAACUAAGGAAGAAUACACCAAACUAAAGAAAGCACUGGAUGAACUGAGAGCCUCAGAGGUUGAUGCUGAGUACAAAUUGCAAGAUACAAAAAAAACUUGCCAAGGAAUGGGAGAUGAAGGUGAAAGAAUUCAGGAAAAGGCUUGAUGACAUUCAGACAAAUCUUGCUAAACACAUGGAUCAGAUCCAAAAGGAUGCUAUUGAUCCUGAGAAACUUAAACUGACUCUAGGUGAUGAACAACUCAAUGAUACAUGUGACAUGAAAAGGGCAAUGGAAUUGGUGGCGUUGUUGGAAGCUCAGCUUAAAGACUUGAGCCCAAACCUGGAUUCCAUAGCAGAGUACCGCACAAAGGCUCGCUUGUACAGCGAACGUGUUGAUGAGCUAAAUGCUACCACUAAGGAACGGGAUGAUCUUAAAAGGCUGUACGAUGGGUUAAGGAAGAGAAGGUUAGAUGAAUUCAUGGCUGGAUUCAACAUAAUAUCUUUGAAACUGAAGGAGAUGUACCAGAUGAUUACUCUUGGAGGUGAUGCUGAAUUGGAACUUGUUGAUUCCGUGGACCCAUUCUCAGAAGGUGUUGUUUUCAGUGUGAGGCCUCCAAAGAAAAGCUGGAAAAAUAUUGCCAAUCUAUCUGGUGGUGAGAAGACACUUAGUUCGCUGGCCCUGGUGUUUGCCCUUCACCACUAUAAACCUACUCCCUUAUAUGUUAUGGAUGAGAUUGAUGCUGCGUUGGACUUUAAGAAUGUAUCAAUUGUGGGACACUAUGUGAAAGAUAUGACCAAAGAUGCCCAGUUCAUCAUUAUAAGUCUGAGAAACAACAUGUUUGAGCUAGCCGACAGGUUGGUUGGUAUUUACAAGACAGACAAUUGCACCAAGAGUAUAACAAUCAACCCUCGGAGCUUUGCCGAGAGCAUGGAGGUAGUGUAGUGUGUAAUGUUGUGCAAUGCGAGCUUCACCUUCCAGCGCCCUCGUGGAACCGAGGUUCCUUCGGCAUUUUGAUGCGGCGUGCGGCUUACGAAGUUCAAUGCUAUUUAAAGUUAUGAUCCAGACUUUUCGAUCACCUGAGAUGUGACUGUGUAUAUAUGUAUUCGUAUGCUCGAAACGGGAUUAGGGAGUGGAAUGACUAUGCUAAGUUGCUAACCUAUUCAAGCAUUUCGUUAUUCA